AUGAAAGCAUUCUUGGAUUUUAGGUGCUCUGUAAUUGAAAGACGUGCAAGGUUUAAGCUUUCACAAGCAAAAGACAGAAGCCAUAUUGUUGAGGGUAUCAUAGUGGGGCUUGAUAAUUUAGAUGGAGUCAUUGACAGGAUCAGGAAAGCUUCAAGCCAUGCAACAGCGUCAGCUGAUUUGAGGAAAGAAUUCAAUUUGUCUGAGAAACAAGCUGAAGCUAUAAUGGACAUAAACCUAAGGAGGCUUACACUUCUUGAGAGAAAUAAAUUUGUCGAGGAGGGGAAGUCUUUGAUGGAACAAAUUUCAAAACUAGAGGAGCUUUUGUUGAGCAAGAAACUCAUAUUCCAGAAGUUCGAGAACGAUAUUUAA
This is a messenger RNA of Ilex paraguariensis (yerba mate), 369 nucleotides long. The record is from the annotation of a GenBank genome assembly. NCBI's taxonomy places the organism in Eukaryota, Viridiplantae, Streptophyta, Magnoliopsida, Aquifoliales, Aquifoliaceae.